Macrobrachium nipponense is the source of this 3201-nucleotide messenger RNA. RefSeq lists its product as uncharacterized. NCBI's taxonomy places the organism in Eukaryota, Metazoa, Arthropoda, Malacostraca, Decapoda, Palaemonidae. The transcript is spliced from 5 exons. The record is from RefSeq and is a predicted model, not a curated record. The coding region runs from base 1625 to 3055 and encodes 476 amino acids.
UGUCACAUUAGAGGUGCUUUGCCCAUUCUGAACUUGAAACAAAAACAAGUUUAUGCGCAGUUUGAAUCGUGUCGCUGUUUCUGGGAUCGUUUCAGUCCAAACUGGGCCCAUCUGUUUUGAGACACGUCGAAAUCAAAACGGGGUUGUUUUAUCCUUUAAGAACCUUUUCAGUUCUAAGUUUCGUCCGUUUGAGCAGUGGAUUUAAAGGGGCCGUUGUCUUCAAUGACAGAAAUUGCGUCUGGGAUCCUCAUUUCAAUAAGUCGUCCGUGACUCAGUUUAUCGCAGUUUCAGUUACACUCUUCAAGCUCUCAAUCUCUUUAUUGCCAUCUUUAUAUUUUACAGAUUUUUGUAAUUCUACAGAAUAGUUCCGCACGGACUGCAAGGAACGUAACCGCAGAUACGACAUACACUAGGGAUUGGGGCGUCCAAUGUAUUUCGCCGUGUUUAGUACUGGCCCCCGGGGGUUAAUUACAGUCGUCCGAAUAAAUAUUACUUAAAAUUCUUGUUCAGGAGGUAAAACUGCAUAGAAAACCGCAUCUGCCAUAGUCUAGGCCGCCUCGGAAUAGUACUGUAGAUCUACCCAGAUUUUGUAUAGGAUAAUCUAACGUAAUAAACUAUUAAUAGAAAUAUAUUCAUGUUUCUUGUCUCAAGGAAGCAUCGGUACAAGCACUCGGUAGCUUUGACCGAGAUCUUUGCGUUCCGGACUAACUGCUCCUAACCGGAUAGAGUUCUCAGCCCGAAAGUUCGCUGCAGCUGUGAUGUGAUGCGGGUUACCGUAUAUGGACGCAAGCAGUAGGAGGAGUUGCUUCCUGCGCCGUUAUUUGUAGAAGCGACUGCAAAGCUAACAAGGUGCAGUCGACGGUGAAUAGUGAAAUAUAUCUACGAGAUGAUGCAUGCACAUAGCAACAGCAAUCAUGAUAACACAUAUUUAUUAAUACUAAAUAAACAUCUAUCUACCAGGUUUGGACAGUCUUGGCUCAUUAUAUAAGCAUGAGAUACACUUUAUUCGCCAAAUGGGCAGAUAGAUAAUAAUAACAAUAGUAAGCAUAUUAUAAAAGAUGCAUACAUCACAGUUUCAACUUUGUCGCCAAAUCCCUUACGUGUACUGACUGACAUGAGAUGACAAACCAUCAGGUGUCCUCAUGUAGUGACUCACACUUACAAAAUAUCAGGUAUAAAUGCCUGGAGGUAUUUUCGAUAAAGUCUUUCGAUAACACUUUCAAGGCCAACAGAAGCAACUAUUGAGAACAAAUGCGCUUUUGAUACCAAAAUUUAACAAAAUCAAGUGUGUUCAGCAAUUAAUACUGUCUAUGAUCUUGAGGAAUAAACAGCUCCCGCCAGUAGGGACAGGCACCACAAAUCGUGCUGAAGCAUUCAUUUAUCGUCCUUGUUUGGAGUAUGCAAAGUCACAGGAACGCGUGUGUUAUGGUACUACGUCCCGAAUCGCAAGCAGGAACUCUUACUCGCGAUCGAAGCAUUGUAUUCUUUUUCUCCUUCUCUCUUUUAUUGUGAAAUAACCAGGUUGUCGUGUGAUGAGAUGGCUUAGCAAAUUUCGAAACCGAGCGAGGUUAUAGAUGCGGUCAUAAGGAAUUACUGGCAAGACCCACACUCCUCGAAUCUGAGAAUGUCUCUGCCUUCGUCAUCACAAAGUUCAGAGGAUGAUUUCUUCAACGGCGAAUGGAUCAGAAAGGCCACGGUUUGGGAAGAGUGCUUCGAGUUAUGUAACAACUUGGGCUGCUACCUCAUCUGGUAUCAGCUGGACCUCAGAAGCAAAGCUCCGCUUGAAGAGGCUCAUGUGAGAAGGGCCCUCUCUCUUCUGUACAGAAAAUGCCCCGCUCUGAGCCUCUGUUUUGGCAAUCACUCCGGUGAACGGUGGGUCAGGAGAGCAACUAACCCCGAGAUAGACUUUAAGGUCCUUCAGAAUCAGAAACUAGAAGAUGUAAGGAAAUUCCUCCAUAGUUACCGACACAACACAGAGACUGGGCCAUUGUUCUGUGCCAGAUUACUCCUUAACCCAACUGACUUGAGGUCAGAGGAGGAAGAUCAGGAUCCUGAAAUGACCCACAACUCUUACAUGCUUUUUGGGUUGGCCCACUGCUUUGCUGAUGGGACUUCGAACACCCAAAUAAUGGGGUUUUUCAUCUCGCUGCUCAAUGACGUCAUUGCCAACAAACCUAUAAGCAACGCUCCUCUCGGUGUCUUUGUGUCUGAUGACCAGACACUCAAGGCGGUGAGUGAGAAGCAGCAGCUGCUCGAGACGAAUCCAUCACUUAGACGGAAGAUGGCCGAAGCGGUGGAGAAGUACAACACCGUCCAGCCUCUUUUAAUCACGGCUUUCCCAGCUCCUGCUGAGGAGAGGAAGUCUGCAAGUUUGGUCAAGAUAUUAAAUCGUGAGCUGACGAUCAGGUUCUCUCGGAAAUGCAAAGAGGAAAACGUCUCUUUCAACAGCGGAUUUUCCGCCGUUGCGAAUGUGGCCCUGGUUGAUCUGCUGCUGGAGAGUGGCACUGUCAGAGACUCCUACGAAAUCCAGUGCUUCCAGUUGGUCAACUUCCGCCGGUAUUGGGAAGUUCAGAUGCCAAAAGCACUGGGGUUGCAUAUAGGGUAUGCGUUACCCAUAUACAAGGAAACUCCCAAAGACGUCGGUGGUCCACCUCUCUUCUGGGAAUACGCGAGGUCGCUCCAUCAGGAGAUUCUUCACGAGCUCGAUUCAGGAAAGCUGUUGCUGUGGCAGGCUCAUGCAAAGCCAUCUUCGCAGAACCUUCCUUACACAACUGAGUACCUCCUGGGGGACAAAAGCUACGUAGGCGACUUUGUCACUUCCAACAUGGGUGACGUGACUUCCAAGGUCACGGAGGGAGGAGACCACGUGCAGAUCUCUAACGUUCUCAGGUCAUCCGCGGUCCACCUGUCAGAGUUCCCACUGGAAAUUGAGUGCCAUACAUUCCGGGGUAGGUUUUCGAUGAUAUUUAGUUACAAUACAGCUGCAGUCAGCGCACAAAUCACCGAGAAUCUUUGCAAUCGAAUAGUGUGCAGAUUGGAGGAAUUGUUAGAAUAAUGCCUAACGAAGAAAGAACAUAUUGCCUAUAAUUAUUUCAAUGAUUAAUGGCAUAUAGGGUCCACAUGAAAUGAAGAAAUCACCCAGCAAGAGGGUGGGGGCUGUCACUCAGAAUAAGUAAUAAAAAACAAAAUGUUGUUGCUGUU